AUGCCAGGACUCUCCAGGUUCCACUUAGACACCAGCGCCCCCCACAGCAGGAGGCCCUGUCACCAAUGGCUAGGGUCCUGGGCCUCCUUGCAGAAGACCGUGGUCAUCCUGUGCCUGCUACUCUCCAGUACCUCCCUGUCCCCCACACACGCGCAGACCAAGAUUCCUCUGGAAACAGUGAAGCUGUGGGCAGACACCUUCGGCAGGGACCUAUAUGACACGGUGACCAAAUACUCGGGCUCUCUCUUGCUGCAGAAGAAAUACAAGGAUGUGGAGUCCAGUCUGAGGAUCAAGGAGGUGGAUGGCUUGGAGCUGGUGAGGAAGUUCUCAGAGGACAUGGAAACCAUGCUACGCAGGAAGGUGGAGGCUGUCAAGAAUCUGGUAGAGGCUGCUGAGGAGGCUGACCUGAACCAUGAAUUCAAUGAAUCGCUGGUGUUUAACUAUUACAACUCUGUCCUGAUCAACGAGAGGGAUGAGAAUGGCAAUUACGUGGAGCUGGGGGCUGAGUUUGUCCUUGAAUCCAAUGCGCACUUCAGCAACCUGAUGGUGAACACCUCCAUCAGCAGCGUGCAGCUGCCCACGAACGUGUACAACAAAGACCCAGAUAUUUUAAAUGGAGUCUACAUGUCUGAAGCUUUGAACACUGUUUUUGUGGAGAAUUUCCAAAGAGACCCAACACUGACAUGGCAAUAUUUUGGCAGCUCCACUGGAUUCUUCAGGAUCUAUCCAGGCAUCAAAUGGACGCCUGAUGAGAAUGGAGUCAUUGCCUUUGACUGCAGAAAUCGUGGCUGGUAUAUACAAGCUGCUACUUCUCCCAAGGACAUAGUGAUUGUAGUGGAUACGAGUGGCAGCAUGAAGGGGCUGCGGAUGACUAUCGCCAAGCACACCAUCUCCACCAUCCUGGACACACUGGGGGAGAAUGAUUUUGUUAAUAUCAUUGCGUACAGUGACUACAUCCAUUACAUCGAGCCUUGUUUUAAAGGGAUCCUUGUCCAGGCAGAUCGGGACAAUCGCGAGCAUUUCAAACAGCUGGUAGAUGAGCUGAUGGUCAAGGGUGUGGGGGUCGUGAACCAAGCCUUGACUGAAGCCUUCCAGAUCCUGAAGCAGUUCCAAGAGGCCCGGCAAGGAAGCCUCUGCAACCAGGCCAUCAUGCUGAUCACCGAUGGGGCUGUGGAAGACUAUGAGCCAGUAUUUGAGAAGUACAACUGGCCUGACCGCAAGGUUCGAGUUUUCACUUAUCUGAUUGGAAGAGAAGUGACUUUUGCUGACCGCAUGAAGUGGAUUGCAUGCAACAACAAAGGCUACUAUACACAGAUCUCCACACUGGCAGAUGCACAGGAGAACGUGAUGGAGUACCUGCACGUGCUCAGCCGCCCCAUGGUCAUCAACCAUGACCAUGACAUCACCUGGACAGAAGCCUACAUGGACAGCAAGUUAUUCACUUCACAGGCACAGAGCUUGAUGCUCCUCACCACUGUGGCCAUGCCAGUCUUCAGCAAGAAGAAUGAAACGCGAUCCCAUGGCAUUCUUCUGGGUGUGGUGGGCUCUGAUGUGGCCCUGAGAGAGCUGAUGAAACUGGCACCCCGGUACAAGCUCGGAGUGCAUGGAUAUGCCUUUUUGAACACUAACAAUGGCUACAUUCUCUCACAUCCUGACCUCCGACCCCUGUACAGAGAUGGGAAGAAACUCAAACCCAAACCUAACUACAACAGCGUGGAUCUCUCUGAAGUGGAGUGGGAAGACCGAGCUGAAACUCUGAGAACAGCCAUGAUCAAUGGGGAAACAGGGUCUCUCUCUAUGGACGUGAAGGUUCCACUGGACAAAGGGAAGAGAGUUCUUUUCCUGACCAAUGACUACUUCUUCACCGACAUCAGUGACACACCUUUCAGCCUGGGAGUGGUGCUGUCCAGGGGCCAUGGAGAGUACAUCCUCCUGGGGAACACAACUGUGGAAGAAGGCCUGCAUGACUUGCUUCACCCAGAUCUGACCCUAGCCAGUGACUGGAUCUACUGCAUCACAGAUAUCGACCCAGACCAUCGGAAGCUCAGCCAGCUGGAGGCCAUAGUCCGCUUCCUGACAGGGGAGGACCCAGAUCUGGAGUGCGAUGAGGAGCUGGUGCGGGAGGUACUGCUUGAUGCGGUGGUGACGGCCCCCAUGGAAGCCUACUGGACAGCGAUGGCUCUCAACACCUCUGACGAGUCCGAGCAGGUGGUGGACAUGGCAUUCCUGGGCACCCGGGCUGGCCUCCUCAGAAGCAGCUUAUUUGUAGGCUCUGAGAAGGUCUCCGACAAAAAGUUCCUGACUCCUGAGGAUGAAGCCAGCAUAUUCACCAUGGACCACUUCCCUCUGUGGUAUCGACAGGCUGCUGAGCAUCCUGCUGGCAGCUUUGUCUUCAAUCUCCGAUCAGCAGAGGCACCAGAAAGUCCAGGCCAGCCAAUGGUAGUAACAGCGAGCACUGCUGUGGCCGUGACGGUGGACAAGAAGACAGCUAUCGCUGCAGCGGUGGGAGUCCAAAUGAGGCUGGAGUUCCUACAACGCACGUUCUGGGCAGCGACCCGGCAGUGCGGCACUGUGGAGGGGCCAUGCCCAGAGAGCUGCCAGGACAGUCACCUGGACUGCUUCGUCAUCGACAACAACGGGUUCAUCCUGAUCUCAGAGAGGUCCCAGGAGAUGGGAAGAUUCCUGGGGGAGGUGGAUGGCGCUCUCAUGACCCAGCUGCUCAGCAUGGGGGUGUUCAGCCAAGUGACUAUGUAUGACUACCAGGCCAUGUGCAAACCAUCAAAUCACCACCACAGCGCUGCCCGGCCCCUGGUCAGCCCAAUCUCUGCCCUCCUGACUGCUACCAGGUGGCUAGUGAAUGAGCUCUUGCUGCUCCUGCUCGAGUGGAGUGCCUGGGGCUCCUGGCGUGCAGACAGCAAGGCCGAGGCCAAAGCGGUCUUCCAUCAGUCCCACAAGCACAAGAAACAGGACAUGCUGCAGCCCUGUGACACACAGUACCCCGUGUUUGUGCACCAGACAGCCAUCCAGGAGACCAACGGGGCCAUCGAGUGUGGGGCCUGCCAGAAGAUAUUUGUGAUGCAACAGAUUCCCAGUAGUAACCUUCUCCUCCUGGUGACAGACCCCACCUGUGACUGUAGCAUCUUCCCACUAAUCCUGCAGGAGGCUACAGAAGUCAAAUAUAAUGCCUCUGUCAAGUGUGACAGGAUGCGCUCCCAGAAGCUUCGCAGGAGACCAGAUUCCUGCCAUGCCUUCCAUCCAGAGGAAAAUGCCCAGGACUGUGGUGGCACCUCGGACCUCUCAGCCUCGCUCCCCAUGCUCCUGCUGCCUCUGUGUGCCUGGGUCCUUCCACCCCAGUUGCUGCGGUGA
This is a messenger RNA of Lynx canadensis (Canada lynx), 3366 nucleotides long. It is a transcript of the gene CACNA2D4, whose product is annotated as calcium voltage-gated channel auxiliary subunit alpha2delta 4. The transcript is spliced from 38 exons. Lineage: Eukaryota; Metazoa; Chordata; Mammalia; Carnivora; Felidae. Gene Ontology annotation, cellular component: voltage-gated calcium channel complex. Gene Ontology annotation, molecular function: voltage-gated calcium channel activity. Bases 1 to 3366 code for a protein of 1121 amino acids. The record is from RefSeq and is a predicted model, not a curated record.